AUGGCUUACAACGGCGCCAACUCGCCUGGGGCCAAAGAAUACGAUGAUGCCCAUCGUCUUCAGGAUCUGGGACACCCCAACACCUCUUAUGAAGAAGAAGCCUCAAGGGGAUUGUUAUCUAACCAGCAAAGCCCUUUCGCCGGCCCCUUCGAUGACCCCCAUCAGCGUGGCCUGACGGCUUCGCCAGUUCAAAGACCGACCUCUGGAUACAGUUUGACAGAGUCUUACGCUCCAGAUGCCGGUUACCAUGAUCCAUACGGUGGUAAUGGAUCGGUCUACUCGGGCCAGUCAGAGAACCCUGCGGCCGCUUUUGGCGUUCCGGGACGUGUAGCUUCGCCCUACGCUCGGAGCGAAACUUCCUCUACAGAAGCCUGGCGGCAACGACAGGCGCCUGGCCCUGGCGGCGGCGGCGGCGGUGGCGGACUUCGUCGCUAUGCUACCAGAAAGGUUAAGCUAGUUCAGGGUUCCGUCCUGAGUGUGGACUACCCUGUUCCUAGCGCCAUUCAGAAUGCUAUUCAGGCCAAGUAUCGGAAUGAUCUGGAGGGUGGAAGUGAAGAAUUCACGCAUAUGCGAUACACUGCCGCGACUUGCGAUCCCAACGAAUUUACACUCCACAACGGUUAUAACCUUCGUCCGGCGAUGUACAACAGACAUACAGAGUUGCUGAUCGCCAUCACCUAUUAUAACGAAGAUAAGACGCUUACUGCGCGUACACUGCAUGGUGUUAUGCAAAAUAUUCGCGAUAUUGUCAAUCUCAAGAAAUCAGAAUUCUGGAACAAAGGUGGCCCUGCCUGGCAGAAGAUUGUUGUCUGUCUUGUUUUCGAUGGUAUCGACCCUUGUGACAAAGACACCUUGGAUGUCUUGGCCACGGUUGGUAUAUACCAGGAUGGUGUCAUGAAACGUGACGUUGAUGGAAAGGAAACCGUUGCUCAUAUUUUUGAGUACACCACCCAGCUCUCUGUCACCCCGAACCAGCAGCUCAUCCGACCCACGGACGAUGGCCCUAGCACUCUUCCUCCUGUGCAAAUGAUGUUCUGUCUCAAGCAAAAGAACAGCAAGAAGAUCAACUCUCACAGAUGGCUUUUCAAUGCCUUCGGCCGUAUUCUGAACCCUGAAGUUUGCAUUUUGCUCGAUGCUGGUACGAAGCCUGGCCACAAGUCUUUGCUCUACCUCUGGGAAGCUUUCUAUAACGACAAGGAUCUUGGAGGUGCAUGUGGUGAAAUUCACGCUAUGUUGGGUAAGGGAUGGAAGAAACUCCUGAACCCCUUAGUUGCCGCACAGAACUUCGAGUAUAAGAUCAGUAACAUUCUUGAUAAGCCUUUGGAGAGUUCUUUUGGCUAUGUCAGUGUGUUGCCUGGUGCAUUCUCGGCAUAUCGAUUCCGCGCAAUCAUGGGUCGUCCUCUUGAACAGUAUUUCCAUGGUGAUCACACUCUUUCCAAACAGCUGGGUAAGAAGGGUAUUGAGGGCAUGAACAUCUUCAAGAAGAACAUGUUCUUGGCUGAGGAUCGUAUCCUGUGUUUCGAACUGGUGGCCAAAGCGGGUUCCAAAUGGCACUUGUCGUAUGUCAAGGCGUCCAAGGGUGAAACUGAUGUACCCGAAGGUGCGCCCGAGUUCAUCUCCCAGCGUCGUCGUUGGUUGAACGGUUCUUUUGCUGCCGGUAUCUAUUCGCUCAUGCACUUCGGACGUAUGUACAAGAGUGGACACAACAUCAUUCGAAUGUUCUUCCUCCAUCUUCAAAUGUUGUACAAUUGGUUCUCAACUUUCUUGACCUGGUUUUCUCUCGCAUCUUACUGGCUUACAACUACUGUCAUUAUGGACUUGGUCGGAACUCCCAGCUCGAGCAACGGUGACACUGCUUUCCCAUUCGGUUACACUGCAACUCCUAUCAUCAACACUUUGGUGAAAUACAUCUACCUCGCGUUCCUCCUGCUGCAGUUUAUUCUCGCGCUUGGAAACCGACCGAAGGGAUCCAAGUUGUCAUACCUUGCAUCGUUUAUUGUCUUUGGUAUCAUCCAGCUUUACGUUGUCGUUGACGCGCUCUACCUCGUGGUACGCGCGUUUAGUAAUAGCGAUACCAUGUCCUUUGACACCACUCACGGCGUUAGCGCUUUCCUGAGCUCGUUCUUCGGAUCCAGCGGUGCUGGUAUUAUUAUUAUUGCUCUUGCUGCUACAUUCGGUCUCUACUUCGUUGCGUCGUUCAUGUACUUGGACCCGUGGCACAUGUUCACGUCUUUCCCCGCGUACAUGGCUGUCCAGUCGUCGUACAUCAAUAUCCUGAACGUUUACGCCUUCAGCAAUUGGCACGAUGUGUCCUGGGGUACUAAAGGUUCCGAUAAAGCGGAUGCGCUCCCCUCCGCGAAGACCUCUGGAGGCAAGGAGGCGGUUAUUGAGGAAAUCGACAAGCCUCAGGCUGAUAUUGACAGUCAAUUCGAGUCCACAGUCAAGCGGGCCCUGACUCCUUAUGUGGCACCGGUGGAGAAGGAAGAAAAAUCCCUGGAUGACUCAUACAAGAGUUUCCGUACUCGGCUGGUCACUCUCUGGCUCUUUAGUAACGGUCUGAUGGCCGUCUGCAUUACCAGCGAAAGUGUGAACAAGUUCGGAUUUACGAACGUAUCAACCGAACGUACCGCACGUUUCUUCCAGGCCCUUCUGUGGUCUAAUGCUGUUAUUGCUCUCGUUCGUUUUAUUGGAGCCACUUGGUUCCUUGGAAAGACGGGUCUUCUCUGCUGCUUUGCCCGCCGGUAG
This is a messenger RNA of Aspergillus versicolor CBS 583.65, 2745 nucleotides long. RefSeq names its product chitin synthase class III (gene chsG). The record is from RefSeq and is a predicted model, not a curated record. Gene Ontology annotation, cellular component: cell periphery; cell septum. NCBI's taxonomy places the organism in Eukaryota, Fungi, Ascomycota, Eurotiomycetes, Eurotiales, Aspergillaceae. The transcript has 6 exons. The coding region runs from base 1 to 2745 and encodes 914 amino acids. Gene Ontology annotation, molecular function: chitin synthase activity.